Molecule: messenger RNA, 882 nt
Organism: Hibiscus syriacus
Lineage: Eukaryota; Viridiplantae; Streptophyta; Magnoliopsida; Malvales; Malvaceae
Exons: 3
Coding region: 1-882 (293 amino acids)
Source: RefSeq, a predicted model, not a curated record
AUGUCACUGUGGGGUUUACCAAGAACCAUUUCGGACCAUAUUCCCAUUGUAUUGGGCAUGGAGUUGAAUGAUUGGGGGCCAAGAUCGUUCAAGAUGAUUAAUAGUUGGCUUAAUCAGAAGAAUUGUGUUGAGGUCAUCAAGGACACAUUACAGCUUGAGUUUACACAUAACGAAGAUUUGAGUACAAAACCAAGAAGGGUGAAGGGUGCUCUGCAAAAAUGGAACAAAGAAAGCUAUUGGAAUGUAGACAAUGAAGUUAAAGAAAUGGAGAAGAGGAUUAACGAGUUAGAUAAAAAGGAUAUAUUACAUGUUUGGAUGAUCACGAGAGGGAUGAGAGCUGUAAAAUUAAGAAGUAAAAAGAGGUUAAUUUUAGGUGUAAAUCUAGGGAAGGCAAACGAAACAGGUCCAUUGAAAUUGAGGGCGAAAGUUUUUAAUUUUUUUAGUAAUCAUUUUCAAAGAAGAAGGAAACAGUGGAACACGGUACUUAACCUUCCUUUCAAGCGAGUAUUAGUAGCAGACGUUGAAGAGAUGGAAGCGUCGAUCACAAUUGAAGAAAUUAAAGAUGCAGUAUGGAGCUGUGAUGAGUCCAAGGCACCGGGUCCAGACAGUUUUAAUAUACUGUUUUUUAAGAAAUUAUGGGAAUGGUUAAAAAGCGAUCUUUUGAAGGCAGUGGAGCGUUUUCUCAAAUUUGGUAAAUUGGGAAAGAACGUUAAUACUUCUUUCUUGGCGCUAAUUCGGAAAGUGGAUAGCCCUUCCGAAAUUGAAGAAUAUAGGCUGAUCUCUUUAGAGUCAGAGGCGAGAGGUGGAUUGAUUUUAAAGCUUGACUUCGUAAAGGCCUAUGACUGUGUUUGUUGGGAGUUUCUUGAUUCGAUUCAGCAGUAA